AUGAGUUCAUCUGAAUCGCACCUCAGCCGUGCGGCGCGCUAUGCCGUUCCGUUCGCCUUGGUCUUGAUUCCUGUUUGGAGGGCCAAGGUUAACGCCGAAGUCCCCGAGCCGUAUCUCGAUGAGGUCUUCCAUGUGCCUCAAGCUCAGGCGUACUGGGCUCACCAUUGGACUCAUUGGGAUCCGAAACUUACUACUCCCCCAGGUCUUUAUUUAUGGUCGUAUCUCCUCUGCGCCGUUCUCCUCGCUCUCCGUGGCUCUCCGACGAAGCUCGACACGGAAGCUCUGCGCACGACCAAUGUCGCAACAACAGCCGUGUUUCUCCCGUGGAGACUCCAGACACUAUCGGAUGCUGUGCAUAAUGUGCGGAACUCCCGACAAAUGGGUGCUUGGAUCAGUCAUACCGUGCUGAAUAUCUGUCUGUUUCCGCCGCUAUUUUUUUUCUCCGGGCUAUACUAUACCGAUAUCCUUGCGCUUUUGGCUGUCGUCGAGGCAUACAACUGGGAUCUCAAGCGGGUAUCUAGAAAAGGAUACACUUUCGUCUCCACAUUAGGAUUCCUUGUAUUUGGGCUUGCAGCGUUGCUUUGCCGCCAGACGAAUAUCUUUUGGGUGGCUGUUUUCCUGGGUGGACUGCAAGUUGUUCGGACAAUUCGCAGCCACUCCAAGACACUCCAGUCGUCUGAUUUACCCUCUAUUGUUGAAGGCGGUAUGCGGGGCCAUAUUCAUGACCCGUUGGUCUCGGAGGCUUCCCUGGCAGAUUACUUCAAAGCUGCCAUUUCCUUCGCGGUCUCAAGCUUGAGACAUCCAAUCACUGUUCUUGGAUUCCUCCUUCCCCAUAUAAUCAUCCUGGGAGCAUUUGGGGCAUUUGUUCUCUGGAACGACGGCGUCGUUUUGGGACAUAAAGAGUUUCAUACCGCCGGUAUUCAUUUGGCUCAAAUGCUUUACAUCUGGCCCUACUUUGUCUUCUUUUCCUGGCCGAUCCUGAUAAUCCCCGCGCUUAACAUUGUUCUUCCUCAGAGAGUUCUGCCAAAGUCUCUCAACUAUGGGUUCCCUGAACAACAGAAGAAACUGCCCAGCAUCCUUGCCUGUUUGAUAGUCUUGCCGACUAUGCUUGCGAUCGUUCAUUUCAACACGAUUGUGCACCCCUUCACUCUGGCUGAUAACCGUCAUUAUGUCUUCUAUGUCUUCCGCCUCCUGCUUGGAGUCCACCCAGCCAUCAAGUACGCCGCGGUCGUGGUCUACUUCCUGUGCGGAUGGGCAGUGAUCUCCGCCUUUGGGUUCUCAACCGUUCAGGCUCCACCUCGACUCCCUCAAGUCCCUGCCGCAAAGCCAGCUCCCGCCGUUGUGCCCACUGAGAAGGAGGUACCCGCGGAGACCAGAAAACAAAUUCGAGCUAAGGCCAAGGCUGCACCCAAGAAAGGCAAGCAGCAGCUGGAGCAGAAGCCACAGCCACCCAAACCACAGGCCAUAUCGCCAGAGGCAUUUGAACGGAUGAGGGAGACUCUUGUCCAGCGGAAAGCACGAGAGAAAGAGACGCGAGUCAGUUUUGUGCUUGUUUGGUUCGCGGCUACUGCAUUGUCUCUUGUGACAGCACCGCUUGUCGAGCCCCGCUACUUUAUCAUUCCUUGGGUGAUGUGGCGCCUCCAUCUGCCACCCUCGCCGACUCCCGCAGCACUCCGAAAGCGUUUCGCAGAUGAGGGCGAGAAAUUGCGCGCGGAUGUGGCCACCAAUCUUCCCAAGUUCCUCGAAACCGCAUGGUUUAUUCUCAUCAAUGUCGUUACUGGAUACGUCUUCCUGUACAAGGGCUUCGAAUGGCCUCAGGAGCCGGGCAAGAUUCAACGGUUCAUGUGGUGA
Penicillium maclennaniae is the source of this 1851-nucleotide messenger RNA. It is a transcript of the gene alg10, whose product is annotated as dolichyl-P-Glc:Glc(2)Man(9)GlcNAc(2)-PP-dolichol alpha-1,2- glucosyltransferase. Lineage: Eukaryota; Fungi; Ascomycota; Eurotiomycetes; Eurotiales; Aspergillaceae. The record is from RefSeq and is a predicted model, not a curated record. Gene Ontology annotation, cellular component: endoplasmic reticulum. The coding region runs from base 1 to 1851 and encodes 616 amino acids. Gene Ontology annotation, biological process: dolichol-linked oligosaccharide biosynthetic process; protein N-linked glycosylation. The transcript is spliced from 3 exons. Gene Ontology annotation, molecular function: dolichyl pyrophosphate Glc2Man9GlcNAc2 alpha-1,2-glucosyltransferase activity.